This is a messenger RNA of Theileria orientalis strain Shintoku, 1998 nucleotides long. RefSeq lists its product as hypothetical. NCBI's taxonomy places the organism in Eukaryota, Apicomplexa, Aconoidasida, Piroplasmida, Theileriidae. The coding region runs from base 1 to 1998 and encodes 665 amino acids. The transcript is spliced from 5 exons. The record is from RefSeq and is a predicted model, not a curated record.
AUGAAGGCAAAAUUAAAAUUACUCAAAAUGCAGCCCAGAUUGCCCCUAUCUAAGUGGAGCAUCCAUCCUUCUACCCUGGCCGUGGAAUGGGCCAGUGUAUGCCGGAAUUUAACAUCGCAACAAGCAGUGAGAGUGCUGCAUAAAUUUACAACGUCACUAGUGGAUCAUCUGAAGAAGGGAAAUACAAUAUCAGAUGAUUCCUGCCAUAUUUUUCUGGAAAGAAGGGUGGCGCACGAACUGUUGAAAGGAAGAAAAUUGUCAAAUUCGAACAAUUUGUCGCUAUAUAAGUCUCUAGAGCUUAUACACGGGAAGAUUAUGGACCUGGACGCCAGGUCGAUGCUUGACCCGAAGCAUGUGUCGCUGUCCCUCAACUCGUACGCUAAAUUCUACGACAGCUUGAACUCGAGCAACAGACUCUACAAGUUUAACCUGAUCACAACAAAGCAUAUAAACAACUACGUAUCGCAGCUGCUGAGGAUAGCAACGAAAAAGGUGGACUACAUGAACGAGCAGGACCUGUCACUGGUGUUAAACUGUAUAUCGAAAAUGAAUAUAAAGAACCACGAAUUCCUCAGCACAUCAAACGAUUUGCUAAAUAGAUCACUGGAAGAGUACACGAGGUUGGGAUUGAGCCUUGAGGAAGAAAACGGCUCAGAUAAUUUGAUAAAAAGUAUGACUCCACAGGGAUUGGCGCUGCUGUUAAACUGCUACUCGAAGAACGGCGUGGAGUUGAACAGAAAUGUUUUAAAUUUUUUCGUGGAAAACUAUAUACCGAAGAUGAAGGACAGGUUCUCGAUAAACCAUCUGAUAAUGUCACUGCACGCAUUUUUGAAGUACAACGUGCCGGUGCUGAACCUGUUGAGCAGUUUGAAGACAGCAGAUAAAAUGCUCAGCGGAGGCCAGGAGCACUACACAAUGAAGUUGAUAUCGUUCGCACUGUACACGCUCUCGAAGUAUAACUUUUACCCAAGUCUGUCAAUAGAUGGCAUGAUAGAGUACGUGAACGGAGCGAGUCUGAGCCAGGCGUCGGAAGUUGAGAUGUGUAACGUGUACUACGCGCUGGGGAAGCUGAACGUGAGAGACCUGGAGACCCUGGAUCACAUGAACAGGAGUGUGGCGUCGAAGCUGAGGAGGUUCACGCCGCACGCAAUCGUAGGAAUAUACCACUCGCUGUCGAGGCUGGACUACAAGCAGAUGCUCGCACAACCACCACUAACAAAGUCACCGCUAACACUGGAAGACAAGUUCACAGGAGGAUUCGUUAAAUUCUUCAGAGAUAAGUCAAGGCUAACGUCAGCAUUCAACUCGAAUGUGAAUCUCACGCUCCUGCCAAUACAGCUGAUCAACUUCACAUUCAGUUGCGCAAUCAACUACAACAUGGACCCGUGGAUAUACAACUUCAUGCUGAACAAACUGAUAUGUAUAAUAGAAAAGACCCCAGGAGAGAAGGAAAAGUAUGGAAGAAGUGGUAACAUCUUGAUGACCUACAGAGAAGAGUUGGCAACGGAAGACGACCAUUACAAGUUUCUGUCAAAAUACGUGGGAAUACGAGGAAUGUACCAAAUUAAUUGCAUACUGCAGCACGUGCAAUACUACGUAGAAGGAGGGCUGGAGGCGCUGGACUACGAAGUGCUCUCCUCACUUAACACGCUGCUGGACAGAUUCAGGUUCGUCUCAGACGGCAACAACAAGUACGUCCUGGAAGACCAAAUCGUGGAGUCGGAAGGAGACGAGGAGGAGCGCGCAGAAGAGAGAACACUGCCAGUGACGUCCAGGAUUCACGGAAACGUCUACACAGUGCUGGAAAAGGUGCUGAGGAGGGGAGGCCAGGAGGAGAGCCCGCUAGAGCUCGACGAGUCGAAGCUGUUCAUAUACAAGGAGCACGAGGUUGUGCCGUACGUGGUCGACAUAAGUUUCUACAUCUGUAUUGCACGUGGACUUCCACACACCGAAAUGGGAAAAACAAAAAGCCCAAAAUCAUAUGAUACAGUGUUGUAA